CGAUGCGAUUAGUUGACUGAAAGACCUAAUCUUCUUUAUACGAAUACACCCUCGAGAGCCUUGACUGCUCAUAAUAGUCUUCCGUUAAGAAACACUCUUUUUGACGCGGAAUCCUUCCCUCCCUAUCAGUCGGCCACCAUAUUUACUACCCCUCCAAUCCGCGGGCGGAUCAGACGCAAUGGGCCGCGAAGACCAAAUUGAGGAACGCGAGGUCCUCGACUCGAUUUUCCCCGAUGAGAUUACAGAUAUAUCCGAAACUUCAUACAAGAUCUCGAUAACGCUCGACCCUCCCGAGAAUGGCCCCGAGACCGAGCAACCUGUGAUCUACCUGGAAGUCUCAUACCCGGAAGACUAUCCCGAUGUCGCCCCGGAGCUCAAGAUUACACCAGUUCCUAAUGCCCCGAAGCACCCUCUUAUCGAACUCCCAGAAGAUGAAGACGUCCUAACGAGUGCGCUGAACAAUGCAAUCGAAGAGAACAUGGGAAUGGCAAUGGUCUUCUCACUCGUCAGCGCGUUGAAGGAGGCUGCAGAGCAGUUGAUGGUGGACCGCGUCCAGGCCGUUGAAGAAGAGAAGGCGCUCGUGGCUCAGAAAGCAGAGGAGGAAGAGAACCGGAAAUUCCGUGGCACACCAGUCAACAGAGAGACAUUCCAGAAAUGGCUUGACGAUUUCAAAAAAGAGGCAGACGAAGAAGAGCAACGGCAGCGUGAGGAGAAGGAGGCAGAGGAAAAGAAGAAAAAGACCAACAAGGAAGAGAAGAAGCUUACGGGGCGAGAGCUAUGGGAGCGUGGUCUCGCGGGCAAGGCCGAUUAUGACGAAGAGGAGGAGGAUGCUAUGCCUGCUGUGGACAAGCUCAAGGUUACUGCAUGAUGUGAUUGCGACAUCUUUCGCACGGCCGGUGUAUUUGAUAGUUCUGUUUCACACGAUCCACGUGUCUCUGGAGUCUUAUGUGCAUAGCACAAAACGAGUCUACGAUGAUAUGAAGAAUAUCUGAUUUCUCUACCAUAAUGAGCAACC
Messenger RNA from Penicillium brasilianum, 1015 nucleotides. NCBI's taxonomy places the organism in Eukaryota, Fungi, Ascomycota, Eurotiomycetes, Eurotiales, Aspergillaceae. The record is from the annotation of a GenBank genome assembly.